Messenger RNA from Acanthoscelides obtectus, 879 nucleotides. NCBI's taxonomy places the organism in Eukaryota, Metazoa, Arthropoda, Insecta, Coleoptera, Chrysomelidae. The record is from the annotation of a GenBank genome assembly.
CAUGCAUUGACACUGAUUAUCUUGAUCGCCUGUCAUAUCUUGAUAAAACCCUCGAUUUGAACCUGUAUUGCGACCACAUAGAUUUCUUGAUAGCUGUUCGUUUUGAUGGUGCUUUUAAUGAAUAUAAAAAUUGGUGAAGGAUGCUUUAAGUAUGGUAAUUUUUAUAGGAAGCAAAAGGUGUGCUAGGAAAAGAUGGUAAAAAUAGAAUCACUGACUAUUUUAUACAGUCGGUAUGUCUCGAGAACAAAAGGUCGACCAGAGUGUCCAAACUGUCAUACGAGUGUCUCCGCAUGUCUUGGAUACUGUCACUGACUACGCUACGGUUACCUCAGAUAAGAAAAUGCAAACCCUGAUAGCAACCAGGCCCCAAGAUCUAAACACCCAAUUCUAUUCCAUGCUGUGUUACACCCCCUUCCAGGAUAUAAGGGAAGACGCUCUCAGAGUACUGGAGCUGCCCAGGAAGCCUAGGCUGCAGAUCAAAUCUGCUGCUAUUGGUCAAGAUAUUUUGAGAGCAGCGGUUGAUUUUUCAUUGGUGGAUGACGACGGUGUGGGGUACAUCUGCAGCGAAGUAAUGCACCGAAGAGCCCUGCAGUCCAAGCCAGCCUUCGUAGAUGCAAGCGUGCAGACCGAUCUCCACAUCCAGCCUCACAUACUGAACGAAAGCGUCGCCAAAGUGUUCAUGGACAGCGGCAUCAUAACCAAUCCAAUACCUACCCCGUGUAAUAGUCGGAAAGGUUCCAACAAAAAAUAGUGAUCAGCUGACUGUAUACGCUCUAGUGACAUUCGAUGUGUACGAUGUGUUCGAAGCUUAUACAUAUUAGUUAUUAGUAGAUAAGUAUUUAUAUCAAUAAAGUACUGAUGGUUCCGUCCAACAGAACA